This is a messenger RNA of Lactuca saligna, 964 nucleotides long. The record is from the annotation of a GenBank genome assembly. Lineage: Eukaryota; Viridiplantae; Streptophyta; Magnoliopsida; Asterales; Asteraceae.
AUGCAAAAUCGGUGGGAAACAUAUAGAUACACAAUACUUAUCUGCUCCUCAUUUUCUCUUCUCCUCGGAUUGUUUCAGCUUGCAAGUAUGACUACACCUACUGAGGCUCCAAAGAAACGUGAAUCUUAUCAGUCUUCACGUCCUCCUCUUAAUGAAAGAAUAAUUUCAUCCAUGAGCAGAAGAUCAGUUGCUGCACAUCCAUGGCAUGAUCUUGAAAUAGGACCUGAUGCCCCAACCAUCUUUAACUGUGUGAUUGAAAUUAGCAAGGGGAGCAAGGUGAAGUAUGAGCUUGACAAAACUACAGGACUUAUCAAGGUUGAUCGUGUUCUAUACUCAUCAGUUGUGUACCCUCACAAUUACGGUUUUGUCCCUCGUACUUUGUGUGAGGACAACGACCCACUUGAUGUCUUGGUCAUCAUGCAGGAACCCAUCCUGCCAGGUUGUUUCCUACGUGCCAAAGCAAUAGGUGUCAUGCCCAUGAUUGAUCAGGGAGAAAAAGAUGACAAGAUAAUUGCAGUUUGUGCUGAUGAUCCUGAGUAUAGGCAUUACACUGACAUCAAAGAGCUCCCACCACAUCGUUUAGCUGAGAUUCGUCGUUUCUUUGAAGACUAUAAAAAGAAUGAGAAUAAGGAGGUUGCUGUUGAUGAUUUCUUGCCAGCUGAUAAGGCAAUCGAGGCAGUCAGUCAUUCGAUGGAUCUUUAUGCGGAUUACAUUGUGGAGGGCUUGAGGAGGUAGAUUUACCAUAUGAGUAAGGGGGCUUAUGAGAGAGACUUUAUUUUUUUGCUUAAUCAAAUCAUAUUGGUAGAUAAUCUUGUCCUAUUAUGCAUAUGCUAUUAUAUGAUAUGAUGGUAAACAAACCAAACUUGAUGUGAUCAUUAUAUUUGUCUUUUGUCUUGUCUUUUUGCAUACCAAAUUACAUGUAAAGGUACACCUUAUUAAACAAGAAAUUUGGUGCUUAUUUUCA